Messenger RNA from Stegastes partitus (bicolor damselfish), 9842 nucleotides. It is a transcript of the gene fmr1, whose product is annotated as fragile X messenger ribonucleoprotein 1. Bases 367 to 2235 code for a protein of 622 amino acids. Gene Ontology annotation, cellular component: nucleus; neuron projection; cytoplasmic stress granule. The transcript has 15 exons. Gene Ontology annotation, biological process: animal organ development; regulation of mRNA stability; mRNA transport. The record is from RefSeq and is a predicted model, not a curated record. Gene Ontology annotation, molecular function: translation regulator activity; mRNA 3'-UTR binding. Lineage: Eukaryota; Metazoa; Chordata; Actinopteri; Pomacentridae.
CGUCACAUGGAGAGAUGCAACCAGCAGUAGCUGCUCCACCACUAAUCACACAACAUUAACAUAACUAGCUGCUACAGGCUAACCCGACUAGCUGCUGGUUUCGCUUUUUGAUUUACCACACGUUCAGAAUUGCACGUCUGCAAGCAACAAAAAUUCCCAGAGAGUGCAAAACGGAAAGCGGCAUUACGCGGUCACACAGUUGCCGUGGCCUCUUCUUGCAUCCAGCUGGCAGGAUAUUUUGGCUAGCUAGCGAAGCCUCCGAUAGAAAACUCUGCCUUGGCUAGCGUCAGGCUAGCCAGCUAGCUAGCUAGCUACUAACAUCGCUAACGGUAGUUAGCUAGCUAGCGAGCUGUAGUAACUUGCGUCAUGGAGGAACUAGUCGUGGAAGUACGGGGCACAAGUGGGGCCUUUUAUAAGGCCUUUGUGAAGGACGUUCACGAGGGAUCAGUCACCGUGGCGUUUGAAAACAACUGGCAGCCGGAGCGUCAGAUCCCGUUCCAGGAUGUGCGUUUUCCUCCUCCGACGGGGUUCUGCAAGGAGAUCAACGAGAGCGAUGAGGUCGAGGUAUAUUCCAGGGCGAACGACAAGGAGCCAUGUGGGUGGUGGCUGGCCAAGGUUCGCAUGGUCAAAGGAGAGUUUUACGUAAUAGAGUACGCCGCCUGUGACGCUACGUUAAACGAGAUAGUGACGCUGGAGCGGUUACGGCCGGUCAACCCCAACAAACCAGCCACCAAAACCACCUUCAUCAAGAUCAGACUGGAUGUACCCGAGGAUCUACGGCAGAUGUGCUCCAAGGAAUCGGCACACAAAGACUUCAAAAAGGCUGUGGGAGCGUUCAGCGUCACCUACGACUCAGAGAAGAAGCAGCUGGUCAUCCUGUCUGUAAAUGAGGUCACAACAAAGCGGGCCAACAUGAUGAGUGACAUGCACUUCAGGAGCCUCCGCACCAAACUGUCUCUCAUGAUGAGGAACGAAGAGGCCAGCAGACAACUGGAGAGUUCCAGACAGCUGGCGUCACGGUUUCACGAACAGUUUGCGGUUCGGGAUGAUUUGAUGGGUUUGGCCAUCGGAACUCACGGGGCCAACAUUCAGCAAGCUCGCAAAGUCCCCGGAGUCACUAACAUCGACUUGGACGAAGAGACGUGCACCUUCCACAUAUACGGAGAGGACCAGGAUGCUGUACGCAUGGCCAGGAGUUUCCUGGAGUUUUCUGAAGAUGUCAUCAAAGUUCCCAGGAACUUAGUAGGGAAGGUGAUCGGCAAGAACGGCAAACUGAUCCAGGAAGUGGUUGAUAAGUCUGGUGUGGUGCGGGUUCGUAUUGAGCCUGAGAAUGACAAAAAGCCUUCUGCAGCGGCGGCAGCAGCAGCAGACGAGGGAAUGGUGCCAUUUGUGUUUGUGGGAACGAAGGAAAGCAUCUCCAACGCUACAGUACUGCUAGACUACCACCUCAACUACCUGAAGGAGGUGGACCAGCUGCGUCUGGAGCGCCUUCAGAUCGACGAGCAGCUGAGACAGAUAGGAGGUGGAGGCGGAGGAGGCGGGACGGGGCCCAGAAACCCCAAAGACAAAACCUACGUGUUCGACAACGGCAUGGGGCUGGGCAUGGGCAGAGGAGCUGGAGGCGGAGGAGGGAAGCCCUACGCUGGAGGAGGACGAGGAGGACGAGGCCGGAGAGGCGGAGGAGCAGCUUUUGCCUCAGCUGAAAUGAGGUUUGUGCUCGGUCCCCCAGGCACCAACUCGGAGGCAUCCAACGCCUCAGAAACGGAGUCGGACCACAGAGACGAGCUCAGCGAUUGGUCGCUGGCCCCGACCGAAGAGCUGAUGACGGGAGGCGGGACUCUGCCCAGACGGACAGAUGGGAGGAAGAGGGCAGGUGGCGGAGGACCGAGGGGACGAGGAGGGAGAGGAAGAGGAGGAGGAGGAUACAAAGGCGACGACAUGCAGUGGAGCGAGCCAAGACCUCGUCAUGUCAGAGACCCCAAGACAAGAGUGCAGGAAGACACCCUACAGAUCCGUGUGGAUGGAAACAACGAGCGCAGCGUGCAGCACUCCUCAAGCGGCCGAGGAGGAGGCGGAGGCGGAGGAGGAGGAGGAGGAGGGCCUUCCUCAUCCCAGGGUGGCAUCAACGCCGGCGGCGAGGGCCAGAACCGCCACCACCAUCAGAGACCCAUCAGAGACCGAGGGAUGAAGAAGGACAAACAGGACGCUCCUGCGCUGGUGAACGGAGUGUCGUAGACGCACCACUGGAGGACCUUCUCAUUUAGACACACACUCAUCCAGAAAACACACACACACACUCACACACACACACACACACACACACACACACACACACAGGCAACUCAUCAUAAACCAUCGUAGAGUCUCAGUCUGGCUUUUUUUUUUUUUCUUUCUCUCUGUCUUUUGUCAAACACAAGAAUACACAUAUUUCCAUCAGCAUGGAAGCGUUUAGUGACGUCUUAGACCAGAGGUGAUCGGGUAUCUGCUGGUCUGGUCUGGUUUGUUCUCCACUGGUGUUGUGUCUCCUGUUCUUCUCUGGAGUAAAACUACUUUUUUUUUUUUUUUUUUUUUGGACAAAAAAAGGAAAAGAAGAGGAGAGAUUUGACUAAAGCUCGUCUCUCAAAGAAGCAUUAAAAACCCCAACGUGCUCCUUUUCUCAUUUUUUUCCCCACGUUUUCUUCCUACUGCCCCAUUUAGACGAAAAGAAAAAAAAGGAAAGAAUCAAGGAAAUCAUUGGUUGAAUUACAGCUGCUCGGGAAGGCAGGAUCAAACAUCCUUCUGUUGUUCUUCAGCCGCACACUUUACAUAUAUUUUUUACCGAAAAUGGGGACGAUCUGAAAGCACAGUUUCAGGAGGCGGCUUCAGUGUUUUCCACUGGUUGAGAAUUUAUUUUUGGUGGUCGUAAAGCUCCAAAUUUCAACGCUUCGUAGUCAACACAGAAUCACAUUUGUAGGAUGAAUGUGCAGAUCAGAGAGUCUCUUGUGAGGAAUUGGCUCCGUUUUCAUAGAGAUUGUUAAAUUCCAAAAUACAGGGAUAUUUUAAUGUCACCCAGAUAAGUUGUGGGGAACAUGCAUCGCUGUGGGAACAAGAUGUUUGUAGAGGGCACUUUAUGGAUUUUUUUUUUUGAAAAUUAAAAAGCCUCCAUGUUUCAGAAUGAACUCCGAGCAGCUCCUAAACCAAGCUCUCAUCCUUUUACCAUUGAAGUCAUGUGUGUGUUUCGUUACCUGUUGCCUAGAUAUUGUAAUCCUCCUCCAGUCUCUUCAGCUGUCAGAGGCGUAAAUUAAAAAACAAACAAACGGAGAGACAUAAAUCUGAGGCACUUUGAUACGAAUAAACUGUUAAAAAAAAUGUUUAAAAAAAGCAAAUAUAGACACAUCAGCUACUCCCGAGAGCGUCUGUCAGGGUACAACAUGUCAUGAACUGCUGUCCUUUUUAAAAAAAAAACAAACGAAGCCUGUCGAUGAGCAGAAACGCUUCGAUCACACUUCUUAUCAAACACCUUUACUACACAGAGCAGUCUUUUACCUGCACCGGACCUCCUGCGUCACAAAACCCCUCAUUUAUCCCGUCGGCAGGAUUCAGCACCCAACACCAGACUUUCAUCAGUGAGGGCUGUCAACUAGUUUACUUCGGCUACUUCCACCUACUUACAUUCACCAGAGCAGAUUUUUGGGGGUUAACGGUUGCUUUCAGACAAACAGGAUGCAUGUAGAGCAGCUAACUCCUGUCACCUGAGUUCUUCUCUAAUUUAUGAAAAUCUUUGUAUUUAACGUUUUUUUUUUUGUUUUUGUUUUUGCCUUUAGGAAACCUCUUUUAACUAUAACUGUAGAGGAGUGUUUACUUAUACCUUGACAAAAUAAAAAUUUGGUCUAAGUUUUAUUCUGGUUCCUGGUUUUCCAACUUAUUGCCAAGCUGGUAAAUAUUUUGUCUAUGAUUUUUUUUUUUUGCUUUAUCCUUUGCUGGUUGUAAAAAAAAAAAUCAGUUACAACAGAUAGCGUGAACGACUUUGUGUACUUGCUAAGUUUAGUGAAACCUUUCCUCAACCACAGUCAUGGAGCUGCAGUCUGUCGGUUCGUUGCACUGCUUUGCUAUCUUUGUGCCUUGGAUUUAUGCUCCUCCAUUUCUGUGAACCUUCUACUCCGUCUGUUCAGCUCCCGAUCCGUUUAGGACGCCGUGUAGACGGUGCGAUUCGGAGGCGUACGUCUACAAAUUCUGCAUUUUCCUCUUAAGAGCAGGUCCAGUCUUCUGGUCCUGCGCUCGUCUCCGCAAAUAAAAAAGAGGAUUUGACAGUCCCGCCUUCAAAUAGCUGAACGUGAGCUCGUCUAACCAGCGCAGGCGUCAAGACAACAAAGGAACGAGACGAAACACAAACGGCGUCGUUGACUUCAAGCUCUUAUCUUGAGGUGUUUGACGCCUCGGUGGAUAUUCUGUGUGGAGAGAUGCUUGUUGUCGUUGAAAUAGAGAGAAACUCCCAAACUGUCCUAAAUUCAGAGCGACGUAGAUGGCCUAGCGUAGAGAGUAAAUGUGGAUUUAUGGUGAAACAGAAGCUGAUGUUUGGGUUAGUAAAAAGAGUAAAAACCUGGAAGUUACUGUAAAACAAUAUUUAAAAAAAAAAAAAAAAAAAGGAUCUCAAGGUUUCUCUGAGCAUUCGUAGGCAGCGUUUUAUUAAAAUACCGUAUUACAUCUCAUCAUCAGAUGUGUUGUAUCUGGACUAACAGGUUAGAUGUGAGCUUUAUUCUUACUUUUCUUUAUUCUGGUGUUCCUGUAACACGGGACUUCUUCUGGAAUAAUCAAGUUAGAACACGAAUUUCUCUUUUCGUUUGCUUUUAAAGGAAUAUUUUUGACAUUUUGGAGGAAUACACUUAAUUACAUUCUUGAAAAAGGUUCAGUAAGACGAUUGAUAUCCUCGUUUGUGCACACUUAAUGUGAAGCUAGAGCAAACGGGCAAUUAGCUUAGCUUAGCUUAACUUAGCUUAGCCUAGCUCAGCUGAAGACUCCCACCAGGUAGCCUGACUUUUCUAGGUUUACCUCUAAGUGUUUUCAAUGUUGUUUCUCACCAUUCAUUUGAAUCCUCCAGUUUGAUUCCUGUCUAACUGAACCUUUACUGUAUUCUCCUGCUCUCUCUCCACUGUUACUGUCUUUUUAAAAACCUUUUAUAGGCAAAAAUGGCAUUAAAAAAAACAACAAAAUAAUUAUAAAUGACACCAACCGAUGGCAUCCUCCUUGUCUGCGAUGGUUUAAUGGUCCCAGACUGAAAAAUGAGCGCCACCAGAGUCACGGUGGAUGAACAUCAAUUUGCUCGUUUUCUUUUAAAAUCCAGUUAAACUUUGUGCUACAUUUAAUGGCAAACUAAUUAGAGAUGAAUGUAGUGUUGGUCGUCUUGAUUAAGUCUUGACAAGGAAAUGAAAAAAAAGCGUGUUUCCCAAAAUGUCAACCAGAACUUUCUUCAUUUAGGGUCAUCGGUUAGUUGUUAAAUAAGUUUACAGUAGGUUGGAGCAACUUUUAGACACAAUAACAAAGCUUGUGAGUUUUAAAUAUGAUGUAGGCUGAUUCAUUAUUGCUGCGAAUGCUCAGGGAAACCUCACCCACAUUCUGCGUGACAUGUGCCUUUAAUUGUGGCUAGUUUCACAACCUAGACAUGUAAAUCAGGGAUGACGAGACGUUGAUAACGGAGCAGACGGGUGAAGACGAGUGGGUUUCCUGGUGCGACACUACGAGCUCCACCUGGGUCGUCACUGACAACGCUGAGCAUCUCUGAGCUUCCUCUAAAGUCGGGCGUUUAUCGGCAGCGUCAGGAAGCCGCCGUCUUCGCCUCGCCUGCUCCUUCUUGCACACUGACGGUGUUGUAUCCUUGUACAGUGGACAGACAUCAAGCCUGUAGCUCCCGACCUGGUUCAACUGAUCUGUGAAGUCACUUUUGUAGUUCGUGACCUCCAGAGGGGGGAUUCCUCCACGUGUGCACCCCUUUUUUUAAUCUGACUCAGCGUAACUUUAUUCUUUAUCCUCUCCAAGACGUGAAAGCAGCUGAAGUGAUUGCAGAGGUUGAGCCAGGUCUUUUCUUUACCAGAGAUCAGUGUACUUUUCUAGUCUUGCGAUGCAUGUACGUCUUUAUUUUGACAUUCAGUAGAUUUGGACAAAAGAAAAGACGCCUAUAAGUUUGUUUUUUUUUAAAUCAGUGUUACUUCGUCUCAUUUGACUUGAUUUGGGUCAGUGAUGAGCUGAUGAACGUCACCUUAGAGUCAGCGACGAACUUUCACCUUUUAGGACACGUCACAGAGUAAGGAAUCGCAUUACAGGCUGUUUUUUUCUUCUUUUUUUUUUUCCAAAAAGUAUUAUGGGUGUCAACUUUCUCUAUCACUAACCUGUUAGGACCUUUUGCUUUCACUUGCUGUUCCCACUGCAGCCUGAUUUAUUUAUCAUUCUGUGCAGUGCAUCGACAAACAAGUGACGGUAACCUCUAUAUUGUCAAUAGAGCAUCAACAGUAUGGAGUUGCUUUGUAUUGUAAAAAAAAAAAACACAAUGGAAAAACAAAAAAAAAACAGAAGGGAGGGAGGGCGGCAUAAUGUAUAUAAUGAUGUCAUUAUUUGUCUGAGAAAAGAUUUGUACUAUUGUUUCCAAUGUGCACUUAUCCUGAUCUUUUCUUUCUUUUUAUUUUAUUUUUUUUGCUGUUUAAUAUUAGUUAAAAAUGCUAGAGCUCUUGAUAAUAAACUUAAAGAUGUGUGGAAAAAUAGCAUCCUCCAUAGCAGGACUGAGUCCCACACAGCUGUCAGUGGUAAUGAGAUGUCCAUAGUGCUGCAGAACUUGAAAAAUAACAAGAAGGGUGAGUUUGUUUACCUGACAGGGAAAAUCCACCCCGACCUGAAUGAGUCACUGAAACCGAAUUCUGACUGAAUUUAGAUCUUUUGGUUUUCUGGUUAAUAUCAUUUAGCGAUGAAAUGCAUCCGAUAUAUGCACCGGGGCUUAAAGUGAUAGUCCAUCCAAAAUAUGUUAUUUAUUACACCUUAUAAUAAGUUUGGUUCUAAUAUAAUAAUAUAUUUUAUAAUAUCCACAGAUGCAGUUUUUUUGUGGAUAUUUUCUGUUGCUGUGAAAUCUUACAGAGGCCCAGCCAUCUUUAGCCCAUUUAUUGCUUUUUGCUUAACAAUGUGUGACCUUUGACUUUUCAUGGGUUGUCAACUAUAUCUCAUGGUCUUCCUCGGCUCAUGAAGUUUUCUUACUUGCUGCGUAAAACUGUAAAAAGAAGUUUUUUUUUUUGUGGUCAUGUUGAGGAAUAAACAGCGAAAAAAAAAAAAAAAAAACAUAGCUCAGAAAAUAAGCUAGCAAAAGGACUUGUAGUUGAAAUGUUUUUAUGUCAGAGUUUGGGUGGAGCGUUAUUUUAAGCCGAAACCCACCAAAUUAUUGUGUGUAGGUAAAGUUUACGAAAGAUAAUUUGAGAAAUGUGCUCAAAUUUCACAAGAGAAACCAAUUUUAAGCUCGUGUCUGUGCGCUAACAGCUGGGAGACAGCUAGCUUAGCUUCGCUUAAAAACUGAAAACACAGCGCUAGCUGUGUCUAAAGUUUAAAAAUACACCUACAACACCUCUUACGCUUGUUUUUUUAAUCUUCAAAAACUAAAAUAUAAAAAAAAAAGGUGUGGUAAUUAUUGCUUUUAGGUGUUUAUACAACAUCAGACUUGACCGUUAGCCACGCUAGCUGUUGUCCUACCGUCAGUCUUUUUGCUAAGCUAAGCUAGCUGCCUCCAGCAAAAGAAACAAACAUAUUGGUCUAUCUUCUCGCAUGUACCAGCUUUGGGAUAAGUUUGCCUCCUACAGUAACUGAAGUAACCUUUGUGAGUAAUAUUCUACGGUGGAGUUUCCCUUUAAUUUGAAGCCGGUAAACUCGUCUGGCACAUUGGUUCCUGAACUCGUCGUGUACAAAGACCCGAAUCAUUUUAACCCAGCUUCUGUUUGUGAGUCACCACAGUGAUGAUUAAUAGGUGUUUCAUUUAGAUUCCCUUAACCUCUUAUUAUUCUUCUUUUCUUUAUGACUGGUAUAAAGUUUUUUUUUUUUCUUUGACAAGGUUGAGACAGGACGGUGCUGGAGGCGAGACUUUGCUCCCAAACGCCAGUUACCCUUGAACUGACAGAAACAAACCUUGUACAUGCAUUUGGGAGGUAAUAACAAGACUUUGAGGCUCCAGAAGAGUCUACGAAGGUCCUACGUUCACAUCGGCUCUGUUGUGUCACGCCACAGAUGAUGAAACUCUUACGGCUGUGCUUCAACCUGCUUGUCGGUGUUUCUUAUUGUGCCUCCUAACACCAGGUUCAGAGUAGAUGGUGGCAAAGAAACCGAAGUUUGGACGAAAAUAAUGGCUUUUUCAUGCUUUGGUUGGAUUUUCAGGGGGGCGUUACGGACAAACCGUAACGCUGAGCCAAGGCUUGUACUAUAACGGUAAAUGUACAUUUUUUAAAAAACAGAUAAGAGAGGACUGUUGCAUGCUGACCAGUUGGGGUCACUGAAGAAAUGGUGCUAAGGAAGCAUUUACUUGCGAAUCUCCUAUAACUUACUGGUUGUGACAUUGUUACCCACUUCUGCUGUUUUCUAGUGACCUGCCAUGGAAACGACCGACUUUAAGACGAGCACCGUCGCGAUCAUGGCAGAAAAAUAAGGCGUCCUAGCAUCUCUGUCUGGUAUCUCGCCGUUGGGGAACACUGGAAGGAAAUAGGGUUGGAAACGUUUCUUUAGAAGCAGGUUUGGGAACCAUUUGGGAUCCCAAACCAAAGUUUAAGACAAGAAACGGUGCACAUUUUGAUUAAUCCUGGCAGUACAAGGAGUCAUAUGGGGUACCUUCUAUUGUUUAUAGAAGGGGAUCCCAAAUGGCACCAUGUUUUGAAGAUGUGCUGUUCUUUGGAUGCAGCUUCUGUUUUUGCGACUCCCCAGUACAUUGGAACAGAAAUAUUUGGAUUGAACUUGAGGUUUGUCUGACUUUCUGCUCGAGAAAUUCGCGGUCGUCUUCUUUAUUGUGAAUGGACUGUUAAAAUGGAGUGAAAAUCCCGACUGGCGGCAGCGUAAUUUAAGGUUGUGAGAAUAUAAAACAUAGUUGAAGGGUUUUAUUCUCACAAAACGUUGCUCUGUCGAUGGUGUUUUCCUUCUAGCUGCGAGAUGGUAGCUGCGUUUUAUUGAUAUUCGACUGUAAUGUUUGUCCUGACCGACAUGCUGCUCUAAUGUUCUGGAGGAAAUGUUUAAAUGUGCGUUUGCCAGACAGUUCCGAUGACCGAUUUAACCAGUUCUUCAAAUAACAACUCAGUGUUAUCUUAGAAAAGUCCGGACCCAACCUCGUCCACAAACCUUGAUUUUUGACUUGACGUACCUGAAGACGUGCUCUCCAAACACGACGAUAGCGCAGAAAGAAUCGUCGGGGAGUCCCAAUCCAAUAAGCACUGGACCGUUUUGCAUCCCUCUUUCUCGAAGCAUUUAGUCACGUCGGGGUUGCAGGAUGGUUCAUCAGAAAAGAUGACCCAAAAGUUCUUGUUGUCGUUGCUCACCAGUCCACAGCAGACAUCAGCAGACCUUUUUUUUGUUUUUGCAGAAUGUAUAUAAUAUCAACGAAUACUAACUAUACACAUUGUGGGCUGUUCGACAAUAGAGUGCCAGAAAGUGAAGACACGCAGAGAAUCUGUAGAUACUUAAACCAGGGUAGUCAAAAAAGCUGUAAAACCUUGUGUGCACUUUUGGGCAUUUUAUUUUUUGUUUUCUUUUGUACAUACUACUAGCAUUUAAGAUGUUUGGGUUGACAUGUCUGGUUAUAGUGCAAUAUAUUUUGUAUGCAAGCGGUUUCAAUAAAUAAAGGUUGAUCUUCCUCCGUU